CUGCUCGCACUUGUGUUGCAUUGCUAUCCUUCAGCAACCGCUAUUCACUGUCCCCUGUUCCCCGUUAAUAAACGCCGCCCACUGUCCAUCUUCUCCACCAGCCGAACAUACCACUGCCAGCGUUGCCUGAACCAUGGCAAGAAGGUGGCACGCAAGGGACACAAGCGCUUCUGCCAGUGGGGCAACUGCACCUGCGUCCAGUGCUCACUGGUCGAAAAGCGAAAGAUACUGAACCGGAAGAUCAACAGUGAACGCGAGGCACAUGGUUCUCUCUCGGUCGACCGCGAAGACAUCCAGAGUCAGAAAAGUAUACUCUCCUCUUUUUCAAUUUAA
Molecule: messenger RNA, 333 nt
Organism: Soboliphyme baturini
Lineage: Eukaryota; Metazoa; Nematoda; Enoplea; Dioctophymatida; Soboliphymatidae
Source: the annotation of a GenBank genome assembly